This is a messenger RNA of Venustampulla echinocandica, 2121 nucleotides long. RefSeq names its product Phosphoglycerate mutase-like protein. The record is from RefSeq and is a predicted model, not a curated record. The coding region runs from base 1 to 2121 and encodes 706 amino acids. Gene Ontology annotation, molecular function: ATP binding; 6-phosphofructo-2-kinase activity. Gene Ontology annotation, biological process: fructose 2,6-bisphosphate metabolic process; fructose metabolic process. The transcript is spliced from 3 exons. Lineage: Eukaryota; Fungi; Ascomycota; Leotiomycetes; Helotiales; Pleuroascaceae. Gene Ontology annotation, cellular component: cytosol.
AUGCCCGCCAUCGUUGUCACUGGCGAGCCCGACAAGCCGUCCAUCUCACCACCACGACGCCAGGCCCAGCUCUCCGACAUCGCCAAAGGCCUUCUGAAUCAUCGCUCGUGGGCAGCUAUGCCGUCGAGCAACGCCCAGCAGCCGGCGCCGCCGGAUGCCAUCACGAACAUCACCGCCGACCAUUUCCAGCUGCCUGAGUCACAUGUGUCGAAUAGCUCAAAUGGCACUCAAUCGAACGACAUCCAGACGAAUGGCGAUUCUCGUCUUGCUCCUCCCAUGACGGUGCCCGGCCGCGCUCUACACCCUCCCGCGGUCCACCAUGUGCCUGGCCUUCCUAAUAGCCUUCUCCAUGGCAUCAAUCAUACCUUGAGCGAUACGCCUCUCCCAAGCGCUCCAACUUCGACUCCGGCUAGCCCCCGUCUUUUCCCAGUUAGACAAAACUCCGGAAUUACCACCCCUCGAGUUCGACCACCUGCGACGACCCUGAAUAUUCCUGGCAUGACCAGAUCCCGCGUCUCCCCGGAUGGAAAGAUAUCACAGCGGGAUGUGGGCGCGAAGCUGGUGGUGAUCAUGGUUGGCUUGCCGGCUCGGGGAAAAUCGUACAUUACCAAGAAGAUCCAGCGCUACCUCUCCUGGCAACAGUAUGAGACCCGGAUUUUCAACGUGGGCAAUCGCAGACGCGGAGCAGCAAUCCCCUCGCAGAACCUUCCCGAGCAACCAAUCCAGGAUUCGCCAGUGGCCUCCCCCCCUGCCGUUGAUGCUCCCACUCAGGCUGCUCGCAUUCUUCUCAACGGCUUGGAUCCAGAACAAGGUCAACCACCAAAUAGGAAGACGAGACUCCCUAGCGCAGAGGAGAUGGACCAGUCUGCCAAGUUCUUUGACCCGCAGAACACGGUGGCUGCCCAGCUAAGAGAUCAGGUGGCAAUGUCGACAUUGGAUGAGCUUCUCGAUUUUCUCCUGAACCAGGGCGGCUCGGUUGGUAUCCUAGAUGCUACGAACAGCACGAUUCAACGCCGGCAACUCCUCUUCGACCGUGUCAAGGAACGAGAGCCGAAGCUCGGUAUCCUCUUCAUCGAAAGUGUUUGCGAGGACAAGAAGCUGCUUGAGACCAAUAUGCGCUUGAAGCUCCGCGGUCCAGAUUACCGCGACAAGGACCCUGAAAGCUCCUUGGCAGAUUUCAAGAAGCGUGUGGAGGCGUAUGAGAGUGCGUACGUGCCUCUUGGCCAAUACGAGGAAGAUCAUAAUAUGCAAUACAUCAAGAUGAUCAACGUGGGACAAAAAGUCAUCCAUUAUCAGCUCCAAGGCUUUCUAUCUUGUGGUAUUGCAUCCUACCUGGCUACCUUCAACCUUUCGCCCAGCCAGAUUUGGAUUACGCGCCACGGGAAGUCUGAGGAUAAUUGCCUUGGUAAGCUGGGCGGGGAUUCAGAGCUUACUAUGGAAGGCCGAAAUUAUGCUACAGUUCUCUACAAUUUUAUCACCCUGAAGCGGUCUGAAUGGGAGGAGGAUCAGAUGCGGCGUGCUUCGUUGUCAACUGAACUUCCGCCUAAGCCGGGCGACCGCACCCCACCAUAUCCUGAGCUCCUUGGGGAUCUUGAUGCGAAGAACUUUUGCGUUUGGACCUCCAUGCUGAAGCGGAGCCGUGAAACUGCAGCCGAUUUCGACGAGGAUGAGAAUUACGAUGUGAAGAACUGGGAGAUCCUUAAUGAGAUUCACGCUGGCAAGUUUGAGGGCAUGACAUAUGAAGACAUCAAGAAGAAUUACCCCGAGGAAUAUGCCAAACGUGCUAAGGAUAAGCUUAAUUACAUCUAUCCAGGCGUCGGUGGAGAAGGAUACCUUCAGGUCAUCAACAGGUUGAGGGAUAUGGUACGCGAGCUGGAGCGGAUCAAAGACCAUGUCCUUAUAAUCGGACAUCGCUCUGUCUGUCGCGUCCUCAUGGCCUACUUCAUGGACCUUACCCGAGACGACAUCGCCGACUUGGACGUUCCGCUUGGACUUCUUUUCUCGAUCGAGCCAAAGCCUUAUGGUAUCGAAUUUCAUGCAUACCGAUACAACGAGAAACAGUUCUGGUUUGACGAGCUUGUUGACUACAAGCCUCAGAGGGAAACUGAGAAGGGAAACUAA